AUGGCGCUAUCGUGCAAUUGUCCCAUGUCGCCCCCGGGCCCUACGUUAGCGGCGGCGUGUGGAGGCGGUGCUUUCAUGUUGUUCAUGGGUCUACUAGAAGUAUUCUUGCGCAGCCAAUGUGACCUCGAAGACCCUUGUGGACGAGCACAGUUUCGUCGUCACAUGGAUUCAGUGUACGACUUCAUCGUAGUGGGCGGAGGGUCCGCUGGCUCCGUAAUGGCAGCGAGAUUAUCCGAAGUACCUGAAUGGCGAGUUCUUCUUUUAGAAGCUGGUUUUGACGAACCCACUGGUGCACAAGUACCUUCGAUGUUUUUAAACUUCAUCGGCUCUAGCAUCGACUGGGGCUACCACACGGAGCCAGAACCAGCGGCUUGUCUUGGAGAGAAGGAUAGAAAAUGUUAUUGGCCUAGAGGAAAAGUUUUAGGAGGAACUUCUGUCAUGAACGGUAUGAUGUACAUUCGGGGUUCGCGAAAAGACUACGACAGUUGGGCGGCUGCUGGCAAUGAAGGGUGGUCAUACGAUGAAGUACUGCCGUAUUUCCUCAAAUCUGAAGAUAAUAAACAAAUUGAGGAAAUGGAUAAAGGGUAUCACGCUACGGGUGGGCCUUUGACCGUCUCGCAAUUUCCUUACCAUCCACCACUAAGUCAUAGCAUUGUUAAAGCUGCUGAAGAACUAGGCUUUGAAAUAAGAGAUCUAAACGGUGAAAAACACACUGGAUUCUCAAUAGCUCAAACUACAAACAGAAAUGGUUCCCGAUUAAGUGUAGCGCGAGCGUUCCUCCGUCCAGCCAAAAACCGACCUAAUCUACACAUCAUGUUAAAUGCAACUGUUUCCAAGAUCCUCAUAAACCAAACAACACGACAGGCCUAUGCGGUUGAAGUGAGAAACAGUUUUGGCGGCACGGAAGUGAUUUUCGCCAAUCAUGAAAUUAUCUUAAGUGCGGGCGCGGUUGCAUCGCCUCAAAUUCUUCAGCUAAGCGGUAUAGGUGACCCUAAAGUGUUGAACCGCGCGGGCGUGAGGCCAUUACACGUAUUACCAGCUGUGGGAAGAAAUCUCCACAACCACGUGGCACACUUCCUUAAUUUCCACGUGAACGAUAAUAACACAGUACCACUCAACUGGGCAACUGCUAUGGAAUAUCUUCUGUUCAGAGAUGGACUUAUGUCUGGGACAGGUAUAUCCGAAGUAACUGGUUUCAUCCACACAAAGUACUCCGAUCCUUCCGAGGACAACCCUGACAUACAACUCUUUUUCGGCGGUUUCCUCGCGGACUGUUCUAAGACCGGCAUGGUCGGGGAGAAACUCGGAGAAGGAUUCAGAAGUGUUCAGAUGUUCCCGGCUGUGUUACAUCCGAAAAGUAGAGGAAGAUUGGAGAUCGCUAGCUCAGAUCCGUUUGAGUAUCCCAAGAUUUAUGCUAACUAUCUGACACAUCCCGACGAUGUAAAAACCUUAGUCGAGGGCAUCAAGUUUGCCAUCAGACUCUCAGAAACGAAGGCGCUCAAGAAAUACGGAAUGAGGUUGGAUAAAACGCCAGUUAAAGGUUGCGAGAAAAUUAAGUUCGGUUGUGAUGCGUAUUGGGAAUGUGCGGUCAGGACUCAAACAGCUCCGGAAAAUCAUCAGGCGGGCUCUUGUAAGAUGGGACCUAGAGGAGACCCUACGGCUGUCGUCGAUAAUUUGUUACAGGUCCAAGGUCUAGAUCGUCUCCGCGUGGUAGACGCUAGUGUGAUGCCGUCAGUUACAUCAGGUAACACAAACGCACCUAUCAUCAUGAUAGCAGAGAAAGCGGCCGACUUUAUCAAACAACGCUGGCUUGGAACUACACCUGUGAGUAUAUUAAAAACAUUAAAAAAUCACAUCAAACCUUAUUAA
Molecule: messenger RNA, 1869 nt
Organism: Danaus chrysippus (African queen)
Lineage: Eukaryota; Metazoa; Arthropoda; Insecta; Lepidoptera; Nymphalidae
Source: the annotation of a GenBank genome assembly